This is a messenger RNA of Melospiza melodia melodia, 604 nucleotides long. RefSeq names its product gastrin releasing peptide (gene GRP). Gene Ontology annotation, molecular function: neuropeptide hormone activity. The record is from RefSeq and is a predicted model, not a curated record. NCBI's taxonomy places the organism in Eukaryota, Metazoa, Chordata, Aves, Passeriformes, Passerellidae. The coding region runs from base 1 to 447 and encodes 148 amino acids. The transcript has 3 exons. Gene Ontology annotation, biological process: neuropeptide signaling pathway.
AUGCGCGGCGGGCGGCCCGCGGCGCUGCCGCUGCUGGCGCUGCUGGCGCUGCUGACGGCGCGGGGCGGAGCGGCGCCCCUGCAGCCCGGCGGGACCCCCGCGCUCACCAAGAUCUACCCCCGCGGCAGCCACUGGGCUGUGGGACAUUUAAUGGGGAAAAAAAGCACUGGAGAUUUUCCUUAUGAUUUUGAAGAAGAAAACAAGACACCAUUUUCAGCAUUACCUGAAAAUAUCAAGCAGCUGGAAGAGUAUCUGCGGUGGGAAGAAAUCUCAAAAUACUUGCUAAGGCUGCUGGAAAGGAAUGAAAAUAAAAGUGGUCACUUUUCAAAAGGAGUGCUCCCCUGGUACACCAGGAACACCUGGGAGACAGAUGACAAUAGCAGUUGGAAACAUAUGAUGGACUAUCUGCUUCAAGUUGUGAAUAUGAAAGAGAGCACUCCAAGCUGAAAGAAGAUCGCUAAAUCAUGAAGAAAUUUAAUACUUUCUGUAAGAGACUAUAUUUCACAAGCACUUGAUUGUAUCAGAUAAUCAACACGGUCACUUUUCUGUACACAAGAAUUCCUUUGUGUAAAGUACUUAAAUACACAUAUUCUUGUAUGGUUCA